Molecule: messenger RNA, 4568 nt
Organism: Punica granatum (pomegranate)
Lineage: Eukaryota; Viridiplantae; Streptophyta; Magnoliopsida; Myrtales; Lythraceae
Source: RefSeq, a predicted model, not a curated record
CUCGUCUCCUCACUCUCUCUCUCUCUCUCUCUCUCUCUCUCUCCCUGUGUCCGACUCUUGACUCAAAAUUUCUCCGCAGGGGCGGACAAGGGAACGCCGGAGAAGAAACAAGCCGAGUGCGUACAAACCUAUACAUAAGCCGUAUCUAUCUCCGUAUAUCUCCCUCCUCCUCCUGCUCCUCCUCUCCCGAGCCCUGAGCCGACCAGCUGAUUCACCGAUGGAGUACCGCUCCUCCACUCUGUCGAAGAAGCUCGGGGGGAGCAGCCUCAACGGGACCAGUAUCUACGACGGCGUCUUCUCCGGCUCCGCCCCGUUCCGGCCCUCGAGCUUCUCCUCCUCCUCCUCCUCAGCGUCCCGACCGGAGGACUACGCGGAGAUAUUCGGCGGACCAAGGGACUCCCGCCGGUCGUCGAUCCCGGUGCUCGACGUCCCCGCCCUCCAUGACCGGAAGGUCUCGGUGGACGUCCGGAGCUCGAAGCUCGAGUACUCGAACAUCUUCGGAGGCGGCUCCAACGAUGGCUCUGUAUCGUUCGAGGACGUAGUUGUCGACCCGAGGAAGAUGAGGAACCUGUCCCGACGAGAACAGACUCGAGCUCAUACACGGUCAUCUUCAGAGGUCUCAUUUAGUGGUUCGGAGGAUAAUCAUGUGUUACGGAAAGCGUCCCAUGCUUCUCCGGAUAAGGUGAAGAAACAGGUCAAUGUGUCGUACAAUAAAAGUGUAGGAGGAGGCAAAGAUGGGCUAAAUGGGAUGACGCAUAUUGCUGAGCUCCAUGAUGUUCCUGGAUAUGCUCGUUUAGUCGAUGAGAAUAAUCCCUCUAAGCAGCUGAAAAAUGAUAAGCCCAUAACUAAUGGUGCCCACCAUGAAUUUGGCACUGGUGAUCGGGUAGUGAAAGCCAAAGAUGCAAAAAGGUCCAAGUCUUCGCUGUCAUCGAGUAGCUCUGACAAAAAGUAUAGUAAAGAUGUCUCUCAAGAUAGAUCUCCUUCGCAUAGCAGUUUAUUUGAAGGUUAUGAGUUUGGGCUAAGAACAGAACCUUCUGAAGUGCACGCUCCAUCAGACCUUCCACAGAAUGGUAACUCCAGGUUGAUAGUUUCUCCAAGUAAAGUUUCCAAAGGCGGGGUAGGUACUGGCUCACCCACUUAUUUUGACGAGGAAGUCGAUGCAAAUUCAGUUGCUGCAGCGUCUGCAGAUGCUGUGCGAAAAGCGAUUGAGAAAGCCCAGGCGAGGAUAAAAGUGGCAAAAGAUUUGAUGGAAAGACGGAAGGAAGCUUUUCAAGGUAAUGUGGAGUCUAAGAGCUCGAGGGAGCCGAGAAGGGAGCGCAAAAAGGCAAGCAAGCCCCAAGAGCAAAGGCUUGAGGAGUAUGCAAAGGUGGGUUCUGUGAAAACUGAGUGUGAAAGUACUGAUAUCAGUGAUCAUGCCAGACAUUCUAAUAAUAUUGCAAGACGCACAUUUGAGCAGUUAAGCAGAGAUACUCGGGAAUAUAAUUUGCAAGGAGAGGCAGUUGAAAGGGAUGAAUCCAAUGAAACUAAAACCAAGACACUUGAGGAAAAGCAGGAAUUAACUGAUGAUUGCGAAAUGCUAAUGAUGGGAAGAACUACUGAAAGUGCGGCGGGAAUUAGUACGUUAUCAACUGCAGUUGAAGGAGUCCCUCUUCAGAAGGUUCAUGAGAAAACUGAGGGCAGACCAUCUAGUGCUGAAGUGGCACAUGAAUGUGACAAUCACUCGGAUAAAUCUGAAUCUAGUAGACAGUUGCAGUAUGUGGAAGAACAAAGUGAGAGCGCUGAGGAGCCCAUGGCCUCCAGUGACCAAAGAGAAUGUCAUGGGUAUCUAGAAGAAUUUCAUGAGUCUUCGUCACAGAUGAAACUUGAUGCCUACCAGUUGGAGGAGAAAACUGCGAGAGCAGAGGACUGUGUUAGGGAAGAAAAUGAGGAGAAACAAAGUGAGGGUCAUGAAGUAGAAGGCAGUAUUAGAUCAAAAGCCAACCCUGAUAAUGAAGAGAACACCACACAUGAGAAGUUUGAUGAAAGAGAAGAAAAAGAGGAGAGGGAAGGAGAAUCUUAUGAGGGAGAAUGUGGGUGGGAACAAAACGAGGAGAAACGAAGCAAGAAUCAUGAAGGCAGUCUUCAACCAAAUAACAUCUCUGAUGGCGAGGAGAAAAAUACCUCAUGUGAGAAGAUUGAAGGGAAAGAAGAAAACAGGGAAAUACAAGGGGAAUCUUGUGAAAAGGAAGGUGGGGAGAAAUCUGAAGAGGCUAGUAACCAGCAAGAAAGCAAGAAUGAAUAUAAUGGCUUCAGUUUGGGAACAGAUGCUAAGCAGUGGUUUGAUCACAUGAAGGAAAUACUACACGUGAGAAUUAACAGCUUUCUUGAUGGAAAAGAGAAUAGUAGACUCCAAGAGGGUGGUGAAGUUGAAGGUAAUCAUCAGCUUGAGGCUGAAGUAAGUGAAGAGUUGGUAGAGGAAACUUGUGGGGUGGAAGCAAUUGAGGAAUUGCAUAGUGCUGAAGAAUCGGUUAUAGAUGAGAAACCAACAAUUGAGGUAAAUAUGAGAGGAGAUGAUGAAGCACAAGAUGCAGCCACUGAAGAUAAAGAGGAUGAGUGUGAGGAGCUAAUGGGGACUAUGGAAGUCUCGUAUGAGGAGAACAGAGAAAGCGUGGAUAUAACUAGGGAUUAUGAUGAAUAUGAAGGAAAUGAAGUAAUGGCACAAGAAACUAAUUUAUCGGUUGAAGAGAAAGAGAUUUUGGUCGUCAAUAGCAUUAUCUUAAACAAAGAUGAACCGACUAAUUUAUCAGUUGGACAGGAAGACAAUUCACCAAUAAAAUUAGAGGAAGAGGAAAUAUGUGGAUCUGAAAAAUCUGAUUUGACUGGGGGCUCUCUUCAAGCUGAUGGAGAAAAACAGGUGGAAGAUGCAAUGGAGGUUCUUGGCUUCUAUGAGAGUGAUGUAAAAUUAGCCUUCACGGGCAUCAAGUUUGGAUUUUGUCUAAGCAACCAAUAUACGGAAAAACCUGAAGAAGUACAUGAUACAGGAAAACGUGUAGAAGGAUUGGAUCCUCAGAUAGAUGAGUGCGAUGUUUAUCAGAAAGCAGCUGAAGUUUCGAGCAAUGAGGGAGAAGAGACUGAAGAGAUGACUGAUGAGAUGGAAGUCGAGACCAAAGUUUCUGAUGAUGAUGAUAGAUGGGCUGAUAAUGAGAAAGCAGCUGAAGUUUCAAGCAAUGAGGAGGAAGAGGCUGAAAUGACUAAUGAGAUGGAAGUCAAGACUGAAGCUUCUGAUGAUGAUAGAUGGGCUGAUAAUGAGGUGAAUGUGGAAAAAAAUCAGCUCCAUGUUGUACCUGAAAGAGAAGAAAGAACUGUGAAUGAUAAUAAGGAGAUGACCACAAGCCAAGCUACUGAGGAGGAGGAAAGUCGGCUGACAACCCAGAUGACCAAAGAAAAGGAAACUGAAGAUCAUUCAAAAACCGGAUUGGAGAUGGAAAGAGAUACAUCUAGGAAAAGAGAUGACAGGAAAGAGAGGGAAAGAGAAAAGGAAAUUGAAAGGGAACGAGAAAAGGAAAGGUUAGCCGUAGAAAGAGCUAUCCGCGAGGCUCGUGAGAGAGCUUUUGCUGAAGCCCGAGAGAGGGCAGAAAGGGCAGCGGUGGAGAAAGCAGCAGCUGAAGCUCGUCAAAGAGUAAUGGCUCGAGCCCGAGAGAAGUUGGGGAAAACUUCAUCAGAUCCUUUGAAUAAACCGGCAGAGAAGACAUCAGUUGAAGUGAGACUAAGGGCCGAACGUGCUGCAGUGGAAAGAGCAACUGCAGAGGCUAGGGAGCGUGCCCUUGAAAAGGCAAUGUCGGAAAAGUUGUCUGGUGCUGGGAAAGAUAACAAAGCGAGACAAAAAUCAUCUUAUGAUUCGCAGCAUAAAAGCUCUGGUCCUUCCAGCAAUCAUAGAAAUUCAAGUUCUUCAGACAAUGGUGUUCCCCGGUCAACCGAGAGAUCCAAUGGAUCCAAUACUGAAUCAGCUCAAUGGUCUAAAGCUAGGUUGGAGAGGCACAAGAGAACAGCAGAACGAGCGGCAAAAGCUCUUGCAGAAAAGAACAUGCGUGAUCUUCUUGCUCAGAGAGAGCAGGCGGAGAAAAAUAGACUAGCAGAAGCCCUUGAUGCUGAUAUCAAAAGGUGGUCGAGUGGGAAGCAAGGAAACUUGCGAGCAUUGCUGUCAACACUACAAUAUAUACUGGGACCAGAUAGCGGUUGGCAGCCUGUUACACUGACGGAGAUCGUAACAGCUGCUGCUGUGAAGAAAGCUUACAGGAAAGCCACCCUCUGUGUUCAUCCCGACAAACUGCAGCAAAGGGGUGCAAGCUUGCAACAAAAGUACAUAUGCGAAAAGGUUUUUGAUCUUCUAAAGGAGGCUUGGAACAGAUUUAGUGCAGAAGAAAAAUGAGUUCGGGUUUAAAGCCUGUCGAUGGCCGUUGCUUUAUGGGCCAAAUUCAUCCGGUUGAUGUAGACUUCCUCUCCCAUUAUUUAUGUACUGAAAACUCAAAUAAUUCUUGAUAUUGCUCCAUAAAGUGAGUAUAUAUAUAUAUAUAUAUAUAUAUAUAUAU